AUGAGGCAGUGCCUCAAUUUGGAAGAUAAAGAGCCCAGAGUCGCCUUCCUUGAUACACCUUCAAGAGACAGUGCAAUGGAGCAAUUGGCCACCUCGUGUCGCGACGCCAGGUCCUAUCCACAGAACUUGAUCCGCCCCAAUACGUACGAAUACAACUUGACCGCGUACUACCAGCGGCUGAAUGAACGAGAAGAUAGUCUGUUUCAGAACGACGCUGAGGCGGCAUUGGAUCUCUGGGAGCUCGAUGCACAGGCCACGGCAUUCUGGCCUUCACGUAUAGGCUAUGUAGACGAGCUGAGAAAGCACCUUCGGGUUGGAUGUCCUCCCGAACGCGAAGAUCCGCGGUGCAGAUAUGUGUUUGUGCACGCACCACAUUCGCGGGCAAGCUUGAAAGUAACUCGGGAUAUGCUCACUCUGGUGUUUACAUAUCACCAGGUUCUGCCACAGUUCUUAGACUUUUUGUUCCCUUUUGGUAAUCAGCAAUACGCCGAAGGGUUUCACUUCAGCGGCUUCAAAUACGAAAAUCGAUUUUCGGAGGUUGACAGUGGGUUGAAGAUACCUGACCUCGGAUGGUCGGGGCGCAACUUUCAAUUUUGCUAUAAUCUGAAAUCGAUAGAGCGGUCGAGAGGCCAACCGGAGUGGCCAUGGUCUAUCCGCCAAUCGGCUUUGUAUCACUCAUUCGACGUUGAGAAUGGCCGGACGAACUGGAUAGUGAUAAAAGGAGAUCAAUUAUUGAAGAAGCGGAUCAAAUUAGCAACUGGAUCUCGGGGUCUUCCAGAAACCUCGUGCUUUGAUACAGUCGACCGUGCGUUUGCAUCAUCCCUCGCUGUCCAUAUUAUUAUGUGCGAAUGGUCUGGAGAGAAUUGGCGUUGGUUCAUCAACUUCCUAGAGGAAGCACUUCAGACUACAACCCGUCCAACGCUGUCGGCAAUGGUUGACCCUUUUCCCAGCUCGAUGGCUAAUGAGGAGCCACUCGGACACUCCAUGCUGGCACAGUGUGCAAAAUCUUGUACCGAUAUUACUUUAGCUGACCCAGUCUUACGAGGACCGCCUGCACAAGCGUACCAUCUAAAAGGUCGAUCAACUUCGAAUUGCAAGACAAUGUCGGAUAUGGACCUAGCAUCGCAGGAGUUGGACACUCUCCAACCACAAGUCACAACUAGCCACCCAGAUUUCUCUUUUAGUGAUUUGCAGAGAAUACAAUUCAUUCAGGAGAAGGUCAACGAGACUCUGUUGGUACUUAAAGUCAACGUCGAUGUCCUUACAGAGCUGAGACAAUAUUACCACUCCAUUUGCGAAUCUGAUGGAUGGCCGCGCGACCUAAUUUUAAAGUGCAAAGGGGACAUUUUCCGGUUUGAGACACGCGUUGUAGCUGUGGAGAAAGAUCUUCGAAUGCAACAAUCAAGAACUGAAACACUGCUACGCCUGCUCGCUGACAGGAAGAGCCUGCUAUAUGGCAUCUUAGAGUAUCGAAAUAUGGAAGCUAGCAAAACACUCGCUCGAAGAGCCAAUCAAAACAUGGAAGCUAGUAAGAUCCUUGCAGGCAAAGCUCAUGAAUCUACGCGCAAUAUGGAAGUUAUUACACGCGAGAUGCAUGUAAUUGCACAGAAAACAAAACAAGAAACGGUCUCGAUGAGAAUAAUUACUCUCGUUACCUUGUUCUUCCUCCCAGGCACCUAUAUAUCGACACUCAUGAGCACCGAUAUAUUUAAAGCAACAAAUACAGGCCAAUUCGGUAACACUGUCCAGCUAGGAGCUCUAAGACUGUACAUUGCGAUCAGCUUGCCCCUUGUAGUGGUCACCAUGUUGGCCUGGUACGGCGUCUAUUGGUGGGAAACCCGGAAAGAAAAGCUGCGUAUGCAGAGAACCGCACUCAAGUCGCAUGUCUAG
This is a messenger RNA of Letharia columbiana, 1890 nucleotides long. RefSeq lists its product as uncharacterized. The transcript has 5 exons. The record is from RefSeq and is a predicted model, not a curated record. Lineage: Eukaryota; Fungi; Ascomycota; Lecanoromycetes; Lecanorales; Parmeliaceae. The coding region runs from base 1 to 1890 and encodes 629 amino acids.